CCAAAAAAGAAGGCUGAAAGCAAGUAAACACAGCCGAUCAGCUGCAGCUGACAGCAACCAAAUAUCGCAAUCUAAAUCUUUUUAUUUAUUUAUUUUUUCGAUAAGCAUAGAGAGAAACAGACAUCGGUCUGCCGAUGCGAGUCUCUAUGAUUCAGAUCAGAAAGUGCAGGAGCAAAUAAAGGAAAAGUGCACAAGUAAGUGGCUUAUUUUCGUUUUUUACCAUGGCGUAUCCUCAGGGCUACUUGUAUCAGCCGUCAGCUUCUUUGGCACUGUAUUCGUGCCCGGCGUACAGUACAAGCGUCAUUUCUGGACCCAGGACCGAGGAACUUGGAAGAUCGUCGUCAGGGUCUGCUUUUGCUCCCUAUGCUGGAUCUACAGCGUUCAGCAGUCCUUCGCCUGGCUACAACUCACAUCUUCAAUACAGCGCAGACCCUGCGGCGGCAGCAACAUUUACUUCGUAUGUGGGCUCUCCAUACGAUCACACGACAGGCAUGGCUGGGUCUAUAGGAUAUCACCCCUACGCGGCUCCCCUGGGUUCCUAUCCCUAUGGAGACCCUGCUUACCGAAAAAACGCAACUAGGGACGCCACGGCCACUCUGAAGGCCUGGCUUAACGAACACCGGAAAAACCCGUACCCCACAAAAGGCGAGAAAAUCAUGUUGGCCAUCAUCACCAAAAUGACCCUCACGCAAGUGUCCACCUGGUUCGCCAACGCCAGGAGAAGGCUAAAGAAAGAGAAUAAGAUGACAUGGACCCCGAGGAACAGAAGCGAGGAUGAGGAGGAAGACGAAAAUAUUGAUUUGGAGAAAAACGACGAUGACGAGCCACACAAGCCCAUAGACAAGGGGGACUCGACAGACACCGAGUCAGAACAUAAACGGAACCCGGGGGAAAUUACAUGCGACAGAUUUAAAGAUGAGAAUCCUGGCAAAGAGGUGGAUCCAGUUUUGACUGACUCGGAAUUAAAAGAACAAGAGGACCGGACAGAAUUGUCUCACUCUCCAAAACCCACCACUUCUUCCCCCCCAAACGUGCCUCGCGGAAACGAGAUUAUUGUGCAAGAGAAGCCGACUGAGAUCGUCCAAACAUCAAGUACAGCAAGCGGCAUCAACGGCAGCAGCAAUGCUACGUCUGUGAUUCAUUCACCUCCCUCUGCCCCCAAACCAAAACUUUGGUCUCUUGCCGAGAUUGCGACUUCUUCGGACAGGUGUAAGGGAAGUAGCGACUUGCCGCAGACCCACGGAACGGGUCAAAGCACCGUCAUCACGGCCAACGCAUCGUCACCGUCGCGGUCACCCCCCCAGUGCCCGUUCCCAAACAGCACAGUACUUUCUAGGCCUAUUUACUACACGUCUCCCUUCUACCCUGGUUAUACGAACUAUGGCACUUUUGGACAUCUCCACAGUAAUCACGGCUCCAACACGGGGUCAGCAACACAUUUUAAUGGAUUAAACCAGACUGUCUUAAAUAGGGCAGAAGCACUGGUGAGAGAAAGCAAAGCCAGGAGUCAAACACAAAUAGAUCUUUGUAAAGACUCUCCUUAUGAACUAAAGAAAGGUAUGUCAAACAUUUAAUAUUGGGCUCUCCGAAAACAUGGACAUUUAUUUAUUAUAUGUGUUGGCUUACAAGUAAUAAAACACUCCUAAGGAAACAAAGGUUAUUUUCAAUGAGAAAAUGCUUAUUCUGAAAUAUGGAUGUCCAAUCCAAAAAAAAAAAAAAAAAAAAAAAAAAAAAAUGUAACAUCUAAGAAUUGUCUUAAACGCUGCCGCCACCUGAGAAUAUUUGUAUUAAAACUAUAAUAUGUAUAUUUAAUGUAGCAUUUUGUAUUUAAAAUGGACAAUACACUAUCUUUUAAGUAAAUUAUGAUAAAUCACAUGUACAGCAGUGGUUUGGGGGGGAUACAUAUAUAAGUUCUGGUGUUCAGAGUGCUUCAUAAUUCAAAGUAAUAACUUAUAUAUUUUGACCUCUGAUUCCCCUGAGUGUUAGCCAGUUCUUUUGCUUUCUUUAAAACGAAAGACAUGCUUAUCGAUCAAUUUGCAGUCGCCUUGUAAAAUGUCAAUUAUUAAAAUGACGUUUAACAAUCCUAUUAAA
Messenger RNA from Conger conger (European conger), 2091 nucleotides. RefSeq names its product Iroquois homeobox protein 5a-like. The record is from RefSeq and is a predicted model, not a curated record. Gene Ontology annotation, molecular function: DNA-binding transcription factor activity, RNA polymerase II-specific; RNA polymerase II cis-regulatory region sequence-specific DNA binding. Gene Ontology annotation, cellular component: nucleus. Bases 222 to 1574 code for a protein of 450 amino acids. The transcript has 3 exons. Gene Ontology annotation, biological process: regulation of transcription by RNA polymerase II; cell development; neuron differentiation. Lineage: Eukaryota; Metazoa; Chordata; Actinopteri; Anguilliformes; Congridae.